Molecule: messenger RNA, 1830 nt
Organism: Trematomus bernacchii (emerald rockcod)
Lineage: Eukaryota; Metazoa; Chordata; Actinopteri; Perciformes; Nototheniidae
Product: vesicular inhibitory amino acid transporter-like
Exons: 8
Coding region: 1-1830 (609 amino acids)
Biological process (GO): amino acid transmembrane transport
Cellular component (GO): vacuolar membrane
Molecular function (GO): amino acid transmembrane transporter activity
Source: RefSeq, a predicted model, not a curated record
AUGGGCUCUCGUCGCUGGGCUCGCAGCUCUGGGCAGCCCUGGAGCUCUGCUGGGUCUCUGUGGGGCCGGGCAGUGUCGAGGCUGCCCCUGGACUGGACAUCAAGGUUUUCUCAGGAGGACGAAGAGAUGCUGAUUCUGACCCACAGUGAUGAGUUGAGCAGAACCUAUGGUGAGGACAACAGAUUGCCUUUGGAGAACAUCACAAACAGAAACAACAGCACUGAGGACACCAGGAGAAACAGCACCUUUGUGCAGGAGAGUCCAACUCUUAAAGAAACCAGAGCCACUGUUAUCUCCACCGGACCCAGAACCAUCACCAUAACUUCAGCCGUUUCCACUUCAGACUCCUUUUGGUUUAAAAACUCCAACAUUUAUGGCAAAGGGAAAAGAUCCUCUGAGACCGACAACACUGAGGAGAACAAGACACAAUCCUACAGGAUGUUUAGAGGGAAUACGCAAAAACCAAGACUUUCUGAGCGUGGAGAGGAAGGAGAGGAGACUGUGGAGGGGACUUCUCAGUUUGGUACCAGCUUGGAAGAAGAGAUAGCAAAGAUGAGUUUGGGUAAUCCUGUUCAGAGCCCCAACCCUGGCACCAAAGGGCUGAACACCAUCACCACCUGGGAGGCUGGCUGGAACGUCACAAAUGCUAUACAGGGUAUCUUUGUGUUGGGUUUGCCCUUCGCUCUGGUCCGCUCGGGUUAUGUUGGUCUGGUUCUGCUGGUUCUGUCGGCCUGGGUCUGUAACCACACCGGGAGGAUCCUGGUGGCCUGUCUGUACGAAGAGGAGCAAAGUGGAGGCUCGGUGUCACAGGUCAGAGUCCGGCGCAGCUACCAGGACAUUGUGGAGGCCUGCUGCAAAGGACUGUGGCCCCACUGGCCUGCACUGGCAGGCUGGAUGGUUAAUGUAGCGCAGGUCAUCGAGCUGUUGAUGACGUGCACGCUGUACCUGGUGGUCUCCAGCAGCCUGCUGUCUGACAGUGUGUCGGGGAUGGCUGUUCCUCGGUCAGUGUGCUCUCUGGUGUCUCUGGUGUUCCUGCUGCCCUGCCUGCUGCUCACUGAUCUCAGACCAGUCUCCACCCUCAGCCUACUCUGCUCCCUGGCUCACAUACUGAUCAGCCUGUUGGUCAUGCUGUACUGUCUGAGUCGAGCCAGCAGCUGGUCCUGGUCCACUCUGUCUCUGUCUGUGGACCCGGAGGACUUCCUCGUCUCUGUGGGCGUCAUCAUCUUCUCCUACACCUCUCAGAUCUUCCUCCCUCCUCUAGAGGGCAGUAUGGAGGACAGAGGGCAGUUUAACACCAUGCUGGGGUGGACUCAUGGUGCCGCCUGCAUCAUGAAAACCCUGUUUUCUUUACUGGCCGUGCUGACCUGGGGGGAAGAGACCAGUGAGGUCAUCACAGACAACCUGCCCUCUGACCUCCGACCUCUCGUCAACCUGUGCCUGCUGGCUAAAGCCCUGCUGUCCUACCCUCUGCCCUUCUACUCUGCUGCUGAAAUACUGCAAACCUGCCUGCUUGGAGAUGUCUCAUCGUACUCCAAACAUGGAGGUCGAGGUGUGUCUGGUCCGGCCCUGUUGGUCCGUGUCGCCUUGCUGAUGACAUCAUACCUGCUGGCCCUGAUGGUCCCCAGGUUCUCGCUGUUGAUGGGUUUGACCGGCAGUGUGACCGGGGCGGCCAUGACGCUCAUCCUGCCCUGCCUGUUUCACCUCAGACUGCAGUGGAGUCGCCUCACUGUGCGGGACCGCCUGAUAGACCUGUGCAUUCUGAGCCUGGGGGUCAUCUGCAGUGUGUCUGGGGUGAUCUGUUCAGUGAAAAGAUUAGUGGGAGGACUGUAG